Messenger RNA from Tremella mesenterica DSM 1558, 1734 nucleotides. RefSeq lists its product as uncharacterized. The coding region runs from base 1 to 1734 and encodes 577 amino acids. Gene Ontology annotation, cellular component: cytosol. Gene Ontology annotation, biological process: fructose 2,6-bisphosphate metabolic process; fructose metabolic process. Gene Ontology annotation, molecular function: 6-phosphofructo-2-kinase activity; fructose-2,6-bisphosphate 2-phosphatase activity; ATP binding. The record is from RefSeq and is a predicted model, not a curated record. Lineage: Eukaryota; Fungi; Basidiomycota; Tremellomycetes; Tremellales; Tremellaceae. The transcript is spliced from 8 exons.
AUGUGUUUUGACUGUCAGGCUCAAAGCACUGGACGAGAGUACAAAGGUCAUCAGACAAAACUCAAAGGCCCCUACCAGAGCUCCGUCAGUGUCUGGUAUCGGUGCAGUCGGUAUGUGCCUUUACCGCCUCAUCCUUGCAUCGCAGCUGACAAGAUAGUGGAGAAACCAGACUACUCUGAAGCCAAGAUUGUCGUGGCUAUGGUUGGGCUUCCUGCAAGAGGUAAAUCGUACCUUAGCAAUAAGCUGAUGAGAUAUCUCCGGUGGUUGGAAUACAAUGUGGAGGUCUUUAACGUGGGUCAAUUGAGGCGAACAAAAGCUCGUCAUGAGCAAGAAGCGGGAAAGGGGAAGGCAGAUCAUUCAGCAAAGUUCUUCUCCCAUUCAGAUCCUAAGGCCAACGCGGCUAGGGAGCAGCUUGCGGAGGAAUCAUUGGAGAUGCUCAUUACUUGGCUCAAGGCCGAGGGUGGUAACGUCGGUAUAAUGGACGCUACGAAUACCACCAUCGAGCGCCGAGACAAGAUCCGACAACGUGUCGCUCGUGACCCUAACCUACAACUUCUUUUCCUAGAAUCCGUCUGUACAGAUCCAGCCGUCAUCGCUGCAAACGUAGCUCUAAAAGUCCAAUCAGGGGAUCCCGAUUACGCCGGAAUGUCUAGGGAAGAAGCGGAACGAGACUUCCUCAGUCGGAUCGCUCAAUACGAGAGAGUCUACCAAUCGAUAGAAGAGCCAGGUAUCAGCUUUUGUCGGAUAUUCAAUGUGGGCCAGAGGGUGUUUAUGAACCUGAUUCAAGGGUAUCUUCAGUCCCGAAUUGCGUUCUAUCUCAUGAACUUACAUCUCAAGCCCCGAAGUAUUUAUCUUUCACGACACGGAGAAAGCAUAUACAACGUGGAAGGGAAGAUCGGGGGAGAUUCUGAUCUUUCCGAGAGGGGAUGGCAAUACGCUAGGGCACUACCUAACCUCAUCAAGGACAAUAUUGGUGAUGGGCCUCUUGAAGUGUGGACGUCAACCUUGCAGAGAACUAUGCAAACGGGGUCUUUCUUACCUUUUGAGAAAAAAACUUGGAAGUCUUUGGAUGAACUCGAUGCGGGAGUUUGUGACGGUAUGACGUAUGAGGAGAUUGAGGAGAAAUACCCCGAGGACUUUAUCUCCCGUGACGAAGACAAAUUCAAUUACCGAUAUCGUGGUGGUGAAUCAUAUCGUGAUGUUGUGGUCCGAUUAGAACCUGUCAUUAUGGAAUUGGAAAGACAAGAGAAUAUUCUGAUUAUAGGACAUCAAGCCAUUUUACGAUGUUUAUAUGCUUAUUUCCUCGCUUUGCCCCAGGAUCAAUUACCGUAUAUCAAAAUCCCACUUCACACAUUGAUAAAAAUAACUCCGAUGGCAUAUGGAUGUGACGAGAAACGUUAUCCUUUACCUAUUCAAGCAGUUGAUACUCAUCGUCCUAAACCUUUGAGACAACGUAAAAACACUUUGGAAAACACGCCUAUUCUCAGUGCAGAACCGGACGAACUCGUCUUCCAAUCCACCACCGCUAGAGAUUACUUUGGGCAUUUACCUCCGUUGUCCAUGGGUUCGGAACAAGUACAAGAAGAUGUUUCAGCCGAUACGAAGCUUCCGACAGGGGGGAUGAUAAAGACUCAUGGGUUGGGUUUGGCCGUAGAACCAGGAGCGUUGAAAGAGGCUUUGGAAAGAGGUCAAGAGACUGGAGAGUUGACACCGAGAGCUAUUGCUGAGAGAUGA